UCUGGUCCGAAAAUGCAAUGCAACUAAUUGUAAGGGGUUGAGUUGCGCCCAACUCAGUCUGGAACCUCCCCCGUCAGCCACCACCGUCACGUACUCUAAUAUUAGUCGGUGACAACUGUUCAGUUCGCUUCAGAAACCGCAACAAUUCAAGAAUAGUCUCGUAGUUCAGUGUCACCACAGAACCAAAAUCAAUCGACCAUACUGUAGAAUCGAGAAAACAAUGGCGACGGAACAAUCAGUAAUGGCGGUGAUGAGGGCAUCACGACCCACCUUCAAAAAGCCUCACGAUAAAGUGGUCUUCUUGGUCCACGCCUCCUUUCUCGCCUCUGGCUACGUUCUGAAAGCCGUAGGUCCCGCCGCUUUCGCUGACGAUGCUCUGACGUCCACUCUCAGGGGUAAAACUUCACUAUUUAUCUUAUAAAGAUGCACAUGCGACUAUGUAAUUUGUUUUUUCGGCAAUUAGAUGAGGUGCGUAUUGAGAGAUGGAACGAAUUUGAGGACAACUAUGCGUUCCUUUAUUCACAUCCUGAAAAGGGUUCGAAAGUGUUGGUGAAGGUUCUCGCUAUCAAAGAUAAAGUGCUCGUCGAUGCUUUGAGUGAAGGCAGUUCUGACCCAAUUCAUCUUGAAAUCAAUGUUGGGGACUACGUUGGAGAAAAUGGCGUAGCCAAUUAUGAUUCACAGUUCAAGGAUUUGAGGAAGCUGGUGAGUGUCGUGGAUAAAGAGAUUUUAAGUAAAUUGAGUGGUCCUUCAACAGCAAAUCCUUCAAUUCAAUAUCCAAGUUUGGAGACAAUAGAACCGAGAGAAAUUGAACUUCAAGGCCCUCAACCUUUUCAUCCUUCAGGGGUGGUUGUUCCUCCAGUUUAUCCAACAGUUGGUUGUAGUGAUCUCCUCCCUGGGCCUGGUGCUGGAAUAUACCCUAUUAGGUUCUUCACAGCCCCUGAUUUUUCACUGCUUUCAUUAAUGAGUUGCACUUUUUGGAGCACACAAUUUCCUUUAGUGGAAGCAUUUUACCAUUUGUUACUUAUUGUUUCAACUGUCUUUCAGGGGUGGUUUUGGUGGCAUGCUUGUAGGACCCAAUGAUCCUCGUUUUUUUGGUGGGGUAGGCGGAGAGCCUGGGGUGCUCGAUUUGAUCCCUAUGCCCCCCCUGGUGUUCCUGCUUUUGAGCCUAAUCCAUUUGUCAGGUAUUUUGCAACGUAUGACUCUAGUUCUCCUUACAGUUGAUCAAGUAUAGUUUUAGCUGUGAAUUAUUUCUGUAUGCAAAUUAAUGUUUCUUGAGGUGAUGUGGAAAGCCUUAGAAUUAAGCAUAGGGUCUAGUUCAGAGCAGAAUUGAAAGUGUUUAGUCCAUACCACUAUACCAGGAUUUAUCCCUCCCUCACCCCAAUAAAUAAUACUUCAUCUUCUUGGGUUUCCAAAUAAAUGUUCUGGCUAAAUGUAAACACUAUGAUGAAUAGCUAAGUUGUUUAAUUAUUAUUUCUUUUUACGACCACCACUAUCACCACCACUACUGUGGAAAUGAUCCUUUUAAAUUCUACCUUUUAGAAAAAACAUUUAUUCUAGUUCUGGGAUGGCCAAUGGAGUUGCUUGGCUUUGGUCCUUCCCCAUCCCUAGUAUGUCUGUAUUUUUGUUAGUGGGCGCUUUACAACUUACUGGUCCAGUACCUUUCUUGCUUUCUUCUUCUAUUUUCUUUGUUUGACAUAUAUUUUUUCAUUGUGAUGUUGUGCGAAACCCACCUGGCCGUGGAAUUCAU
This is a messenger RNA of Ilex paraguariensis (yerba mate), 1747 nucleotides long. The record is from the annotation of a GenBank genome assembly. NCBI's taxonomy places the organism in Eukaryota, Viridiplantae, Streptophyta, Magnoliopsida, Aquifoliales, Aquifoliaceae.